ACAAAUAGCAGCUCCUCCCCACGUGUGGCCAUGUCUGUGUGAAGCUCUAGCCAAGCAACAUGGCAGCAUUCGCAGACAGCUACCGCAACUUUAGCCAGCUCACUUGAAGUGAACGUGAAUGACAUAAACGGAGGGGAACGGUCAAAUGGGCAGGUUGGGUCCCCAGAGGUCUGCUGCUGCUCAUUGACGUCUCCCCCAGACCUCUCCCCUCACUAUGGCCAGUGAGGAGGACGAUGACCCCAUCAUACAAGAGAUUGAUGUAUACCUAGCUAAAAGCCUUGCGGACAAGCUAUAUCUGUUCCAGUAUCCAGUACGCCCUUCCUCUAUGACCUAUGAUGAUGUCACUCAUCUAUCUGCCAAGAUCAAGCCCAAGCAGCAGAAGGUGGAGUUGGAGAUGGCCAUUAACACUCUGAGUCCUAACUACUGUCGAAGUAAAGGAGAGCAGAUUGCCCUCAAUGUGGACGGAACCACCUCAGAGGACUCCAACACCUACUCUGUGAAGAUGAUGGACAAACAGACGUUCACAUCCAUCCAGUCCACAACCAACACCUCCAGAUACGCUGCUGCUGUCUUCAGGAAAGGGGAGCUCCACAUCACGCCGCUGCAGGGUAUCCUCCAGAUGCGACCCAGCUUCUCCUAUCUGGAUAAGGCUGACGGCAAACACAGAGAGAGGGAGGCCGCUAACGAAGGGGGAGACUCUUCUCAGGAUGAGGUGGAGGAAGACGUCAAGGCCGUCACUGUGAGGUUUUCCCGUCCUGAGUCGGACCAGGCUCGUCAGCGGCGUAUCCAGUCGUAUGACUUCCUUCAGAAGAAACAGGCAGAAGAGCCCUGGGUCUACCUGCAUUACCACGGCCUCAACGAUGGCCGGUCAGACCACGAGAGGCAAUACCUGUACUGUCAGGCCAUGGGAGGCUCUGAGAACACAGAACUGGUAAAAACACCAAAGGAGUACCUGGCAAUGCUCAUGCCCCCUAUCACAGAGGAGAAGAUUGUGAGGCCCGUAGGUCCCAGUAAUGUGCUGUCCAUGGCUCAGCUCCGGACCCUGCCGCUAGGUGACCAGGUCAAAACCCUGUUGAAGAAUGUCAAAGUGAUACCGUUUGCCAACCUGAUGGGUUUGUUGACCCCUGGGACAGACUCCACUGCAGUGCUGCGCUGCAUCCAGCAGGUGGCGCUACUGGUGCAGGGCAACUGGGUGGUCAAGAGUGAUGUGCUGUAUCCUAAGAACAGCUGUAGUCCCCACAGUGGUGUGCCUGCUGAAGUGCUGUGUCGAGGAAGAGACUUUGUGAUGUGGAGAUUCACUCAGGAGCGCUCAGUGAUGAGGAAGGAGAUCACAGCCAUCAUCAAGCUCCCGCCGGAGGAUGUGAAGGACUUCCUGGAACACAUGGCGGUGCCUCGUAUAAACCGUGGCUGGGAGUUCAUGUUGCCAAGCGACAGUGACUUCAUCAAAAAGCACCCUGACGUGGCCCAGCGGCAGCACAUGCUGUGGAUGGGGAUACAGAGCAAAUUGGAGAAGGUCUUCAACUUCUCUAAGGAGGACGUGGUAUCCAAAAAGCACCCACAAACAGAAGCUAUGCACGUGAGUGGCGAGCAGCGUCUGAAGGCAGCCCAUGAGCGUGCACGACAGAACCAGCCCUCUCUUCAGAAGGACCUGAGCGCUCGUCGACAGGGAAAGGGUGGAGCUGGACCGAGCGGUGGAACCGGGGUCAGAGUCAAAGAGGAACCUGUCAGCGACGGUGAAGACGAACCUAUGGACACAUCCUCUUCCUCCUCCGCUCUCCCUAACGGGUUGGUAAAUGGUUACCCAUCCGCCGCCACUUCCGCUGCCUUGAAUCCUCAUAAUGGGCACGGCGGGACUCACACGCACUCACCGUCCCCUGAGCUGAGGGACUUUGUGUGGAACAUGUUCAGGAAGCAGCAUGUGCUGACGCUGAGCGAAGUCAAGAGGCUGUUCAACCUCCACCUGGCCUCCCUGCCUCCCGGAGACAGCCUGUUCCACUCCAUCUCAGACCGCCUGCUACAGGAUACUAUACUGAUGAGCCACUGCAAACAGAUACUGGUGCCUUUUCCAGCCCAGAGCACAGCAGCUGCUGAUGAGCAGAAGGUGUUUGCUGUGUGGGAGACAGGAGAGACCUUCGACAAGCAUCGUCAGGUCCUGUAUGAGAUCUUCAUGAAGAACUACCGCGUGAGGAGGAACGUGAUCCAGACCAGGCUGACGCAGGAGAUGGGAGACCAGGUUACCAAGGCCGAUGUGGACCGCCUGCUUAAGGAGUGCUGUGUGAGCUUUGGAGGGAUGUGGUACCUAAAGGGUACCCUACAGUCCUGACAACGUUGAGGACACGCCCCUGUGGCCACCAUCAACCAACCAAACCCACUCCCCCAGAGCCUAGUGGGAGGGCUCUGUACGGGAAGGCGGGACAGCCAGACACACAAACCAAUUGUAGCCCUCCUGCCCCCAGCUCUCCGGACUGGGAUUGGAGGACUGAGAUGUCCGUCAUCUGCUCCGGUCAGAACAUGACACUUGUUGUUAAUGCAGCUAAAGAAGUCACUUCUAAGCUCGGCCCAAACGGAGCCGAUCUGUUGGACAGAAGACCUUCCAUAUUCACGCUAAGGGCUGGAGCAGGAGCAGAAGAGAUGUAUAUGACCGAGACAAUACUGAAAAAAUUGGAGGUGAUGUACUAUGUCAUUAUUUCCCAAUCUGUUUCUCUAGUACCCCCAGAACUGCACAUUUUUGCUCUAGCCCAGAACCGGUACACUUGAUCCAACUAAUGUAGGUGGGCUGGUUCAGGGUCUGAGCACAAAUGUGCAGUCCUGGAGGUACUCGAGGAAUGGAUCGGGGAAUACUGUACAGUCGUGGCCAAAGUUUUGAGAAUGACACACCCAUUAAUUUUCACAAAGUCUGCUGCCUCAGUGUGUAUCAUGGCAAUUUGCAUAUAUUCCAGAAUGUUAUGAAGAGUGAUCAGAUGAAUUGCAAUUAAUUGCAAAGUCCCUCUUUGCCAUGCAAAUGAACUGAAUCCCCCAAAAACAUUUCCACUGCAUUUCAGCCCUGCCACAAAAGGACCAGCUGACAUCAUGUCAGUGAUUCUCUCGUUAACACAGGUGUGAGUGUUGACGAGGACAAGGCUGGAGAUCACUCUGUCAUGCUGAUUGAGUUUGAAUAACAGACUGGAAGCUUCAAAAGGAGGGUGGUGCUUGGAAUCAUUGUUCUUCCUCUGUCAACCAUGGUUACCUGCAAGGAAACACGUGCCGUCAUCAUUGCUUUGCACAAAAAGGGCUUCACAGGCAAGGAUAUUGCUGCCAGUAAGAUUGUUCCUAAAUCAACCAUUUAUCGGAUCAUCAAGAACUUCAAGGAGAGCGGUUCAAUUGUUGUGAAGAAGGCUUCAGGGCGCCCAAGAAAGUCCAGCAAGCGCCAGGACCAUCUCAUAAAGUUGAUUCCGCUGUGGGGCACCACCAGUACAGAGCUUGCUCAGGAAUGGCAGCAGGCAGGUGUAAGUGCAUCUGCACGCACAGUGAGGCAAAGACUUUUGGAUGAAGUGCAGCAAAGAAGCCACUUCUCUCCAGGAAAAACAUCAGGGACAGACUGAUAUUCUGCAAAAGGUACAGGGAUUAGACUGCUGAGGACUGGGGUAAAGACAUUUUCUCUGAUGAAAAAUGACUUUGCGAUUGUUUGGGGAAUCCCCUUUCCAAUUGUUUGGGGAAUCCGGAAAAAAAGCUUGUCCUGAGAAGAAAAGGUGAGCUCUACCAUCAGUCUUGUGACAUGCCAACAGUAAAGCAUCCUGAGGCCAUUCAUGUGUGGGGUUGCUUCUCAGCCAAGAGAGUGGGCUCUCUCACAAUUUUGCCUAAGAACACAGCCAUGAAUAAAGAAUGGUACCAAUAUAUCCUCCGAGAGCAACUUCUCCCAACCAUCCAGGAACAGUUUGGUGAUGAACAAUGUCUUUUCCAGCAUGAUGGAGCACCUUGCCAUAAUACAGAAGUGAUAACUAAGUGGCUCGAGGAACAAAAUAUCGAUAUUUUGGGUCCAUGGCCAGGGAAUUCCCCAGACCUUAAUCCCAUUGAGAACUUGUGGUCAAUCCUCAAGAGGCGGGUGGACAAACAAAACCCACAAAUUCUGACAAACUCCAAGCAUUGACUAUGCAAGAAUGGGCUGCCAUCAGUCAGGAUGUGGCCCAGAAGUUAAUUGACAGCAUGCCAGGGCGGAUUGCAGAGGUCUUGAAAAAGGGUCAACACUGCAAAUAUUGACUCUUUGCAUCAACUUCAUGUAAUUGUCAAUAAAAGCCUUAGACACUUAUGAAAUGCCUGUAAUUAUACUUCAGUAUUCCAUAGUAACAUCUGACAAAAAUAUCUAAAGACACUGAAGCAGCAAACUUUGUGGAAAUUAAUAUUUGUGUCAUUCUCAAAACUUUUGGUCAUGACUGUACUAUGCCAUUGAGAAUUAGACUAUUUUGAUAGUGAUCCUUAAUUAUUUUGUUUUUGAAUUAAGCAAAUCAAAUUGUAUUUGUCACAUGCUUCAAAUACAACAUGUGUAGACCUUACAGUGAAAUGCUUACUUACAAGCCCUUAACCAACAAUGCAGUUAAGAAAAUUAUCCAAAAAAUUUAAAUAAGAAAUUAAAUAGAAGUAUUUUACUAGACUGAGGGUGGUGUCCACUAAGGAAGCAAGUGAGUGCAGUUCAUAGUCCAAUUUGUUUUUUAUUUUUUUCUCCACAAUUUCGAUCUUGUCUCAUCGCUGCAACUCUCCAGCCGGCUUGGGAGGUGAAGGUCGAGUCAUGUGUCCUCCGAAACAUGACCUGCCAAACUGCGCUGCUUAACACCCGCCCGCUUGAACCCGGGUCUGUAGUGACACCUCAAGCACUGCGAUACAGUGCCUUGUACCGCUGCGUCACUCGGGAGGCCAGGUCCAAUGAUUUUAACCUGAUAGUGGCCUCUAAAAAAAAUAUGUAUAUUUAAAAAUCCAUUUUACUAAUCGCCUCCCCCGGAGUUUAAGGCCGUAACCAGGGUAGCACAUUGCCAGGCUUGAGUUUUAAAAUUCUCGUUAUUCUUUUCUUGACUUUUAAUUCAGGGAGAGUGGAGGAAUUAUAACUUUGGUUAGAUAUUCACUCCCCCGUCAAUGAUACAGAGGACAGCCCAGCAUCGUGUUGAGGGUUAUAGAUCGGUUGGCUAACAUGAUGCGCGCAUCGAUGUGGCUGGAAGGCGUGAGUUGUUAUGAUUCUGAACGGUCAGAUAGCUAGCAACAAUGACAAGUUGCCAUGUGGGUGGCUCGUUUCAGCUUGUAACUUGUUAACCCUUUGACGCAUACAGUCACUUAUUUGUGAUCAAUGUUGAGUGGUCCCUGCAGCGUACAAUCUCAAAUACGUGAUUGGAACAGUAGCAACAUAACGUAUGAUGCAACAAACGCGUUGUCUGAACAGCAUCUAAAUAUUAUUUUGUACUGAUGGAAAGUAAAGGUCUUAAACUUUAUUCCUCCAUUUUACAAUAAAAUAUCAAAGAUAAGAACUUCAUCAUCCAAGCAUCACACGGAACACAUCCACAGCUCAAACUCAUUCAAUAAACCAGUCUAAGUUGCGCUGACAAAAAAACAAAACACAAGUUGGCAACCUAACAGCUAGACUAGUUUACAAUAUACCACAUCUCUGGUGGGCACAAAAGACUAAUGUAAUGUUUAGAAAAUAAAUGCGUGUCAGCUAAGCUAACAGCAGCUACAUUCUUUAUGAUGGCAGCCAUGUUUCUUUACGUUUUGCGAGAACUCCCUAAUCCCAGACUUCACUAUAAUGCCGCAUUCAAAGCUGGGAAAUUGGAAAUCUCCGACUUCAGUGUAUUGAAAACCACUGGGAACUCUGAAAAUAAUGAGCUCCGACUAGUGAAAAAUAGAUUUGAACAUCGUACAACUCGGGGCCUCUUUCUAAAGCUCUGACUUUCCGAUGUGAAGAUCACUUGUGUCAUGAUUUUACCUUGUAUUUUUCCGAGUUCCAAGUAGUUUUGAACACAGCAUAAGACGCAAAUAAACAAAGUCAAAGAUGGUUGCACCCAUUGCCCAGAAAAUAUCAUGUUUUCACUAACAGGGCUGACAGAUUUGGUUGAAACCAUUUUAGUGGAGUUUGAGGGGCAUUCAUUUAAUUUGUGGGGGGGUUUCAGUGCACGGGGGAAGGUAUCGUGGGGGGAUAUGAUGGACGAAAUAAUACUAUGAAGGGGGAUUUAUCAAUAAAUUGGCGGACAAACACAGAAGUUUAUAAACUAUAAAUAUACUGUGUACUUAGUAAUACUUGAAGUUUAUAUAAAUGUAACCAAGUUUUGGAAGGAGAAUGAUAACUGAUCCACCCACAACAUUCAUCCCCUUAGAUGGCACCAAAGCUUAAUCCUGUCUAGCUCCAUAGUUUACGAAAACCCAUUAUAUCUACAACCUCGCUUCACUCAUGCCACGUUCUCUGCAUACAAUAUAGCUGAUUAGACGCACGCACCAUUCAAUCUGAUUGCCUGCACAAACUACCUCACUUUGUUGCUUACAUGACUUUGUCCACCACCCUGUUCUCAUUAUCCUCCGCCUCGACCAGGCUAAAACCUAUCCAAGCCAUAAUACUCACCGCAUUUGAGAAAUAUCUUCCUCGCUUGGUGACGAGGCAGGCAUCUGUAGGCUACAUGUGGUGAUAAUACGUUGACAUGGUGAUGAAAUGUAGCCACCACUAUAGCCUAGUUUUUCCAGGGGAGAAUAAAUUUGUCAUUUUUAAAAAUGAAGAAAAAGUAUUUAGGAUGCCAGCCUUUCCCGGCCUUAGACAUGGUCGCCAUAUGUACUAUAUAUGCUCAUACCACUCUCUCACUUGUUGUAUGCCACUAUUGUAUCAAAUACACCGGAUUUAGUGCCUCAGGUUUCCCGCCCUAUCUCACACGCAGCCCCGCAGACAGGCUAAUACCAAAGCCUAAAGUGCUAAAAACUCACUCUGUAAGGGCUGUUUAUUCAUAUUUAGAACUUGCGUGUCCAAAGGUUAAUGUCAUGUUUUGACUGAUGUCAUUUCUAUGCUAUUAUGGCAAAAAUUCACAAGCUCGCUAACCAACAACUCUAAUGAUGUAUUUAAGGAGACAAGUGAUCAUUGUGCUAAUGUAUUUGUUUUCAAUUAACAUUUGGAGAAUAUAAUUGACAUGUCAACAGUCUAAGGCGUUAACCCCCCAUCUAUUUUUCCCCAUAGUUGCGCACGCGUUGGCUUUGUUUCUAAACAAUUAGUCUAGAAAACAUUGUUGUACAGCGAUCAAUUAAUAGUUGGAUCAACAUGAGUAGAUAGACACAUUAAACUACUGUUGUGAGUAAAUUAAAAGAGAGGAGUGUGCCGAGGACUGAGGUGAAUUAUAAUACAGGAGUGAAUUGGUGUUGAAGUUAUCGCAAUAAUUUACAACCAAAUACUGUCUGAAUAAAACGUAAUUUUUUUUAUUGAACCUUUUAUUUAACUAGGCAAGUCAGUUAAGAACAAAUUCUUAUUUACAAUGACAGCCUACCACGGCCAAACCCCUCCGACGCUGGGCCAAUUGUGCACCGCCCUAUAGGACUCCCAAUCACAGCCGGAUGUGACGCAGCCUGGUAGCAAAUCCUUUAAACUGUUAACCCAAAGUUGUACCACGAGUGGAGGUGAAUGUUACUUUGAAAGAAACUUAAACAAAUUUAUUUUAUAUUCGAUACAGACAUAUUUCAAAACUGCACAGUUAUGUACUUGGUAGUGGAUCCUCAUGGAAAAUGUGAAUAAAAACAAUUGAAUGUUGAGAUUGGUUUGCUAUUAUUUAACGGUUAGAGUAUUUAGAAGAAAAGAGGAUUGGCGAUGUCUGGGAGAUGAGUGGAUUUAAUUGUUGGCGCAUUCAAAGGAAGCCAACAGAGUACAUGUUAAAAUAUCUGCCAGCAUUGUUUGGACCUGGUAUGAUUUGGUUAAGAUAUGCUUACUGCUGUGUGUCGCCCCUUGCUCCCAUCUUAGGUCUCUAUAAAAGUGCCUCCGCAGACAUUCAGGACAAACUAAGUAAUCACUGAUAUUAAUAUAAAAGAGGUCAAAUUAGAAUGUUUUUCUGACUAUAGCUAUUUUCAACAUCAACAAAAGAAUCUAUCUGGCAUUUCAUGAAGACUUGCACAAUCAGUGCAACCGUCUGAAGCAUUCCACAACUUUCUGUCCAUGCAAUAUUCAGGUUUUUCAGGUUAAUUAAUUUGAUCAAUGAUCUCAAUAGGCUAUUGGUUAUUUUUCUGUUGGUAUGUUCUUUUGCUCAAUAAAAAUUGCAAUAAUGGAAA
Molecule: messenger RNA, 8250 nt
Organism: Salvelinus fontinalis (brook trout)
Lineage: Eukaryota; Metazoa; Chordata; Actinopteri; Salmoniformes; Salmonidae
Product: DNA-directed RNA polymerase III subunit RPC5-like
Exons: 20
Coding region: 215-2323 (702 amino acids)
Biological process (GO): DNA-templated transcription
Cellular component (GO): nucleus; RNA polymerase III complex
Source: RefSeq, a predicted model, not a curated record